AUGCUUGCGACAUCGCGAAUGGAACUGGGCCGAGUGCUUCUUAUCCAUGCACGUGCGGACCUGUUGUGUGUGGAACCAGUGAAAUAUGCUCCAAUGGGACAUGCUCACCGCCAUCGUAUCUCCACGUGGAUUGGCCUUGCUUAUGGCCAUCGCUCGGCGACCCGAACUUCAUUAUCACAGGAACCACAGCGGACGGGGCGCCUAUUUACGGGGCCGGCGGAUUACCACGGCAAGUACAUUUACUUUGACGAAUCAUGUGACGGAGCGGUUCGUGAAGGAAACGAGCGCAUACCCAGAUGGAUCAUCGACGACAGCGAGCCGAGCGAAUCGGCCGUCCGCGACCUGGAUUCCGACGGCACCUGCUCCUACUUUGGGCACUACAGCACCGACGACCACCACGGUCUCCCUCUUGGGAGCUCCGUCUGGGUGACGUUCUGCGAGGGCAGGCUGACGACCGUGAUGGCAGAGAUCGCGUACCUGAGCGAGGAGCCGAACGUGACGGCGACCCCGGCCCCGACGCUUCCCCCGGGGUCCAAGUGCCCCUGUGACAACAAGUGCGGUGGCUUCAAUUAUGUAGACACCGAUGGGGAUGGCUGUCUCACGGUGCCGGAGUGCAAGUAUCUGCCCGUGAUCCCUGGGAAUUUUGGCGACUUCGACCUCGACGGGGACGGCUGCGUGACGUACGAGGAAUGUGUAGAUUCCCCGUUGGGUGAGUUCUUGCCUCUGUUUCCGGUCGCUUCACCGAAUCACUGCGACUUUGGAUGGUACUUUACUCCAGGCACGGACUUGUGCGUCCAGUGCACCACUGGGGAAACAAGGCGUCGGCGCUCGGAGCAGUGCACCAAAUGCCCUCCCGGUAGGGACGACUUGGGAGACUUCGACGUGUGCAUCGGCGGGGCGUACAUUAAGGAGCCUCUGUUCCCAGGGAAUUGCACGGCCUGUGUCAACUCAGACACCGAUGAGAACGGACAAGUAUUGACGAGAGGUGACACAGUAGUAAUAUCGACGCGCAACCCUGAUCCAGGCCACUACGAGAUAGUGACCAUUACUGACAAAACCACCGUCGAUAACGAGACGUGCUUCUAUAUUGACCCUUGCCUCAACGACUCGUACGACCCGUACGACUCGAUGAUCUCGGAUUGUACUGAACACGAUGGACUUAGCACCUCCACGAAAUACCCAUGUGGAUGUGGCGUUGACGAGUGUUCCGAUGGGGAGGUGUGCGACCUCGAUGGCAGUGCAGGACUAGGACUCUGCAUUCCACCCUCGUGGACCCUUCCGACUCCGGCCCCGACGGUGUCGGCCAGGGGCGAUCCGCACUUGGUCAAUCUGCAUGGAGAACACUUCGACGUGAACCACGGGGGCGACUUCACUCUGCUGCGGAUCCCCCAGGCCACCAGCGAGCCCCCGAUGGUGAAGCUGACGGCCUCCAUCCGCCCCGAGCACGGGAAGCCGUGCACGACGUACAUCACGGAGGUGGAGAUCUCGGGCAGCUUGCUUGGCGGCAGGGCCGUGCAGGUGCGUUCUUACCUUCGGUCGCACGCCGAGAACGAGACCGACAGGUUCCUGGGCCUGCGGGUGCUGGAGCGAGCUCCAGGCGCGGCCACCGAGGCCCCGUGGGAGUGGUUGGCGCAGGUCCCCGACGGCAGUUUCUUUGUCCAGGAGCCUCAGACCGCGGACGGCUUGAGGGUGACUGCUUCCACGAAGAAGUGGCACAGCAACAAGGAGGCCAGGGAGAACGUGCCGAAGGUGGCGGGGCAAGUCGAGAUCCAGCUGGGGGACCCCGAAGACCUCGGGCUCGAGCCCGCGAGGAUCCUCGUGCGCCAGGACCUGCCCAGGCAGGAGCACCUGAACGUGGCCGUGCGGCGCCUGAGCUCCCUCGGCCGCGAGGACAUCGGCGGCCUGCUCGGGUUCGACCCGCACCCCGAGGCGCUGGAGGACGUCACGCCCGAAUGCCAGCGCCACAGGGACGGGCUCGACCGCGAGAGGGGCCCCCGCUCCCGGCCGGGCUGGAGGGCCCGCUGGGAGAAGAUCAAGGCGCGGCGCGGUCCUGCGCCCGUCCCCGGCGACGGCGCGGGCGACGACAACGAGGCGGCCGCCGCCCUCUUCACCGCCGGCCGCGAGGUCAUGUCAUGUGCGUGUGCCCCGGCGAGGAGCCGCCCGGGGAGCGCCCCGAGGAGGGGGGCCACGUGCAGCGCCUCCUCGGCCGCUUCGUGA
Molecule: messenger RNA, 2217 nt
Organism: Prorocentrum cordatum
Lineage: Eukaryota; Dinophyceae; Prorocentrales; Prorocentraceae
Source: the annotation of a GenBank genome assembly